GAGCCACGUGGGGUGGGGUCCCGCCCCGCCCCGCCCUGCCCCGCCCCGCUGCGGGCGGUGUGGGGGUGAGACUGGCCCGUUUGUGUGAGCAACUGCCUGCUGCCGCUCCCGGGCCUCACGCGAGGGAGGGACCGUGUCGAGGGAAGUGUAGACUGCUGAUCGACUUCUGCAGCAGAACAAAUCAACAAGGGUACUUCCACACUUUUAGUGCAGUGAAGCAUCACUAAGAUCCAUCAUGCCUACGGAAGGGAAAAGUGAUAUGGAGAGGAUCGGUCUCUUCAGUGAAAUGAGUUAUGUUACCAUUGGAGAUAAAUAUGUAUCACAUUUUAUGCGUCCUUUUAACGAAGCUGCGAGCAAGAACAGACAGAUGUUACCUGGGGGGAGCAAAACCUUGUCAGCUCUGCAGGCAGGUUAUUUUGAGCCUCAGUUUGUGAGGAUUUUCAAAGGUGAAGCCUACUCAAACCCUGCUCAGCUAAGGAGACGCCAUAGAUUGGCAGAAUCGAAGAAAAAUUUGGGCAAUGCUUUCCUUCCCAGCAAUGGAGACAAAUGGCCAUGUGGACUUGGCACCUAUUAUGGAACCAUAGGAGGUUCGUAUCCAUACUUCAAUCCACAACUGAAAACCAAAGAAAGAUACAUUCCUCCUGGAAAGAAUUUUUAUACUAAUCCAGGAAAGAAAGGAACUGGAUAUGGGUAUGCAAACCUUACCAUAGGUGCACAAUAUCCGCAUGAACCUGAUGAGUAUGAUCUAGAAAGAAUAAUGGCAAAGAAAGCACGAGAGGAACAUAAACGGUUGCUUAAAGCAGGGCCUUUCAAGUUAAAUUUAUAUCCCCGGGAGUAUUUUGACAUGAAUCCCUAUUUCAGUGACAAACCUUUGCCACCUGUGAAGAAAUCACCUCCAAAGAAGCCAAUUGUAACACCUUUCAAACCAAGUUCUCCUGCUAAAAAGUCAGGGGGCAUGAAAGGAGGCACAUUUGAUCCUUACCCAACCUAUUCUGUCGGCUCUCAUGUAAUUAAAAAACCUAAGGCUGUCACAACUCGUAAAGAACCACACAUUUUUCAUCCUCCUUCUGGACCAAAAAGCAGACCUGUUACAAGCAUAAUAACUUUAAAUGCCACAAGAUCAUUAGAUGUAAAGAACUACAAGACUGCACAGCUGACAUCUCAUUAGGUACAAAAGGUGAAAUGAAGGGUACGCUCUGUAGACUCUGUUAAAGCAAAUAAAGUGUGAAAAGUGGAAUGCAAGUAUCUAGGGCAAUCAAAUCUGUUGAAUUCCUGAGAAUACAAUCUUUCGUUUCUCAGUAUAAAGCUAUAACCAAUACUGGAAGAUCAUUUCUUUACAAAAUACGAGGUUGUAUUUUUAUAUUAAUUUUCAUCUUCUUGCUUAAGUGGACUUUUGAAAUGUGCUUUUAGAAAAAAGGACUUUCUAAUGAGUAAUUGGGGUUGCAAAUUGAUGCUAGAUUGCAGUGGAAGAAAGUGCGUGUAUUUUAAAGUGAGUAUCAGCGUAUGUAUUAACAAAGUUAGUCAGAUGUUCACCCACAGUGAAACUAAGGUCAUUGUUUUCCUUUAGCAGAAUUACAACUUGUACUUCAUUUCUACUAUAAUUUUGUGUAAGAACUGUCUUAAAAAUAGGUAAUUUAUAGUUUUGAUGAUCUCAAAGUGACUAAUAUCAAGUCUUGUUCAAAACCAUACCACAAACAGGGUGUUACGAAGGGGGGAGUCAUCUCUAUAGACCAGCAUGUUUUUACUACUCUUCCUCAGUUUCCUGACAACCGUUAAGUGUUGCUGUUAUGACCCAGCCCCAACAACCGGUUCGGCAGGGUGGGAAAGUGGGUUAGGUUUGUUUUUUAUGUUUGCAUGGGAGUCUGAAGUGAUGACAAAUCAUUCCAGGGGUCUACUCAAGAUUCCAGUCUCUACUUUGAACACAGCCAAAGUUACAGGUCUUUACUUUGAACUCAGUUGAAGUUACAAAGAAUUGACAGCAAGGAUUUGAAUACAACC
Molecule: messenger RNA, 1998 nt
Organism: Cuculus canorus (common cuckoo)
Lineage: Eukaryota; Metazoa; Chordata; Aves; Cuculiformes; Cuculidae
Gene: CFAP96
Product: chromosome 4 C4orf47 homolog
Exons: 8
Coding region: 236-1168 (310 amino acids)
Cellular component (GO): centrosome
Source: RefSeq, a predicted model, not a curated record